AUGAAAAUUGAUAAUCUGACUACGACAACAGCAGCAACGCAUCAUCGCAUGCAGGUGCCUAAAGCACCAUCCUAUUAUGUGCCUUCAACGGAUGUGGUUACAAGUAUUGUUUUACCAACAAUCUUAUUUUGUAUUGCUAUGGUGAUCGCCAUGAUCGUUGGAAUCAACAAAUGCAAGCAAUGGGAUUUGGAUAAAAUUGUGGAAAUGCGACGUACCAGGCGUGUAGUUCAGCGUAUCACAGCACAGUUACGGGAAAAGAACUUUCGAACAAUACAGAAAGCUCGCAGUAUGCGACAACGGAAGAGAGCGCGAUUGAAAGCUAAUUCAAGCAGUCAGAUGAGUGACCCUAUGCUAGUUAACAGUAAUGCUCCACCAACUUACUCUAUCAACCCACCAAGUCAGUACGGUAUUUCACCUCCACCUAGUUAUGAAGAUGCACUUCUCGAUGAGUUCUUCAAUGAAUGUCGACCGAUACAAUACUAG
Messenger RNA from Thelazia callipaeda (thelaziosis nematode), 483 nucleotides. The record is from the annotation of a GenBank genome assembly. NCBI's taxonomy places the organism in Eukaryota, Metazoa, Nematoda, Chromadorea, Rhabditida, Thelaziidae.